Messenger RNA from Phaeoacremonium minimum UCRPA7, 1215 nucleotides. RefSeq lists its product as hypothetical. The transcript is spliced from 3 exons. Bases 1 to 1215 code for a protein of 404 amino acids. NCBI's taxonomy places the organism in Eukaryota, Fungi, Ascomycota, Sordariomycetes, Togniniales, Togniniaceae. The record is from RefSeq and is a predicted model, not a curated record.
AUGCGCGAGAUUGAUGCCCUCGGAUACACCUUUGAGGACAGCUUCUGCGACGAGCCCACCGUCGGCACUGGCAUUGGCGUUGGUGUUGGCGUCGGCGCGGACAGUCAACCAGGAAAAGUCGGCAGCUUGGGUGGUUACAUCAGAAUCCAAGCUCGUUCCACGGCCACGAUGCCCGGCGCAACCAAGACCAAGAAGGAAGCAGGUGCACUUAGCUCCGGCGCAGAGCGUGUUCUUUGCACACUUGAAGACAAGCUGAGCCAUGACCGAGAGUGCUUGGCUGUCGCCUCGUCAUUUGAGCCCACUCUCGGCAAGGUCUACUGUACAUUCGGAGUAGGCUCGUCAGCAGCUGGCACAUCGGGGUUAUCCAGCUGGAUCCUGGACUGGGCCCUGGUUGAGGUGCUCACAUCCCGGUGCCAGGUCUUCAGCGCCUCUUCAGGGGAACGGGUUCCGGUCUUUGCUCGCUUCCUGCUCUACCAGACUCUCGAAAGCCAUCCCACUCCCAGGGGCCUCGACCUUGACAUGUUUGAAGAGAUCACGGGAAUGGCUACCGAGCAAUUCAGUAGCCACGGUAGCUGCGGCGGCGGCAUGGCUCAGUCUGAUCUACCAAAUCAGAAGCUCGAACCACAGACAAAGACAAUGGCGGCAAACAGGCCCGAGCAGCACCAUGUGGUGUUCAAACGAGGGCGCACAACUGGCAAGACUCAGGGAGAACUCAACAACGUUGCCUCAAGCGUGCGGAUGAGAUACUCGGGCCCAGGAGGCGACACGGUCACCGUCGAGGGCAGGACCCUGCUGGUUGUCUGUCCUGCGGCAACCUCUGCCUUCUGGGCGGCUGGGAACAGACCAGAUGCGGCGUGGUUCGGCUCGCAUGGGGAUUCAGGCAGCCUCUGUUUCGACUCUACAGGUAAGGCGCUCGGUAUAUACAUCGGGGGUCAGGCGCCGGAUAGAGCCAAGAGUGUCGACCAGCAAAUAGAGGUUCACUCUGUGGACGGGCUCCACUUUAUCUCGCCCAUCAGCCCUACUCUUGAGAGCAUCCAGGCCACAGUUACCCGCGACCCCAUGUUUACUGGGACACCGUCGCAAACAGGAACAGCAGAAGGAGAAGAAAAGCAGAAACAGGAGCAAGAGCAGGAGGAGAAGGGUGAUUUUGAGUACACGCGGUAUAGCAGAGAAGAGGAGAACGGGGAAGAAGACAGUACCUCCGAAACUGUCUAA